AAAAACACACACACACAAUCCCUUGAAGUGUGAGAGUAUAAGAAUUUCUUGUCAUUGAAGGUACCCUUCAUUUGUUGCUUGACACUCAAUCAAACACCCCAUCAUUUUCUGAAGCCCUAAUCGCCACACCCUUUUGCUCCCUCCGCCACCCACAUGGGUCGCGAAACGCAGCUGAUUCUAGCCCCACCUACCACCACCACCACCACCACUGUGGAACCCCAACCUCCGCCGCCACCACCACCACUGGCAGCUCCUUCUGCAUCAGCUUCAGCUGCUGCUGUUGCUGCUCCUCCUACCUCUCUUGCUCCUGGGUUCAGGUUCCACCCUACUGAUGAGGAGCUUGUUAUCUAUUACCUCAAGCGCAAGGUUUGUGGGAAAAACUUUAGAUUCGAUGCCAUAUCUGAGGUUGACAUCUACAAGAGUGAACCCUGGGACCUUGCGGAUAAGUCUAGGUUGAAGACCAGGGACCAGGAAUGGUACUUUUUCAGUGCCUUGGACAAGAAGUAUGGGAAUGGUGGCAGAAUGAACCGGGCCACGAGCCAAGGGUACUGGAAAGCAACUGGGAAUGAUCGCCCGGUGAGGCAUGGUCAGAGGACUGUGGGGUUGAAGAAGACUUUGGUGUUUCAUAGUGGCAGGGCACCGGAUGGUAAGAGGACAAAUUGGGUCAUGCAUGAGUACAGGAUUGUGGAGGAAGAGUUGGAGAGGGUUGGGACUGGAUCCUCUCAGCCUCAGGAUGCAUAUGUCUUGUGUAGAGUAUUUCACAAAAAUAACAUAGGACCACCAAAUGGGCAACGGUAUGCACCCUUCAUUGAGGAAGAGUGGGAUGAUGAUGCAUCGGGAUUGGUUCCUGGGGUAGAGCCUGUGGGUGACGGUUCUGUUGCUCGCCAUGCACGUGUUGAAGGCAAUGGUGUUUCAUGCAGUGAAGGGAGAAAUGAUGUUGUGCAGGACACUCAAUCUAUCAAUAAAGCUCCAUUUGAUGUGACCAACCUUCCCAUUGAAACUCAAAAUCUUAUAGCUGUGUGCAAGAGGGCGAAGAUGGAUGAGUUCCCAUCACCAGAAAAAGACGAUUCUAAGCAGAUGCAAAUGGAUGAGUACCCAUCCUCCCAAACUGAUAAUCCAAAACCCUUCUCUCAAAUUUACAAAAGAAGGCGCUAUAACUUGAACUCCAACCAUUCUCAUGCUUCUGGAGAUUCAGUCCAAACCAACCAGGGUCCAUGCUCAUCCACCAUAACCACCGCUGCAACCACACUCCCAACAACAACCACCACCGAAGCAGCCACCAACCCUGCACCGAAAAAACAUUUCCUGUCUGCACUGGUGGAGUAUUCUCUGCUAGAAUCUCUUGAAUCAAAGGAAAGUCCUGUCUCGAUUAAGCCAGAGGAUUUGGAUGCAGCACAUCCGACUUGCACUAAGUUCCUCAAACAGAUGCAGAGUGAGAUGCAGAAGCUCAGUGUUGAAAAGGAGACUAUGAGGUUCGAGUUAAUGAGUACUCAAACCAUGAUUAAAAUUCUCCAGUCUCGCAAUGACGUGCUCACCAAAGAAAAUGAGGAGCUGAAGAGGAUGAUGGGAAAUCCUUAGGCAAUGGCAGUGCCAUGCCCCUUGUGUGUAACAUCAGUUAUGGUUAAAGUUAUAGCUGAGUAAUGGUGCUCAGUCCCGGAUAUCUAGUAGUUUUUUUCUGAGUAAACAUUGUAGUUCUUUUCUUUAGCUAGACUUGUCAAUUGCAUGCAUAUUUAAAAACUUGUCAUUCUGUAGCUUAUGACUUCAAAUUUCCCAUUGUUGAAAAUGACCAUUGUAGGUGUA
Messenger RNA from Lotus japonicus, 1800 nucleotides. RefSeq names its product NAC domain containing protein 50-like. The transcript is spliced from 4 exons. Gene Ontology annotation, biological process: regulation of DNA-templated transcription. Bases 154 to 1578 code for a protein of 474 amino acids. Gene Ontology annotation, molecular function: DNA binding. The record is from RefSeq and is a predicted model, not a curated record. Lineage: Eukaryota; Viridiplantae; Streptophyta; Magnoliopsida; Fabales; Fabaceae.